This is a messenger RNA of Rodentolepis nana, 2586 nucleotides long. The record is from the annotation of a GenBank genome assembly. NCBI's taxonomy places the organism in Eukaryota, Metazoa, Platyhelminthes, Cestoda, Cyclophyllidea, Hymenolepididae.
AUGACGGCUUUCAUGAACCAGCUCCCAGCACAAAUGUCUCAGAUUAUUGCCAUUCGUGAUAAGUUUAUUGAGGUCUCCGAACAAUCUGACGAGAAACUAUCUGCAAUGAUUGAGGCUGCAAAAGAUUUCCGAAGUGGCAUGGAACCCCUCAAAGAGGAAGUAGAUCAGCUUCAGACACGUGUUAAAAACUUACAGUUCUGUAUCGAGGGUUUAUCUCACGUUCAAAAUUUCUAUAAAACUGGUCGUGAAGUUGAGCAGACUAUUAUCAGAGGUCCAGCCGAAAAUCUUACUGAAUAUCUGAAAGCGAUGGAUCGAAUCAAGGAUUCCCUUGUUUACUUUAAUCAAAAUGACACGGAUCAUCUAGAGUACACCCGACUUAGUACUCUUCUUUCUAACGGUUUGAAAGCAUUGAACGUUUACUUCGGUGAAAAUUUGACUAAGUCAUUUUCCACAAUGCCUUCAGAUGUCCUCUAUAAGUUAGCUGAGAAAGACGACACGAUCUCAUUGGAUGGAAAUAAACAAGAACAAGGAUCAGCUCCUGCCAUGUCAACUAUUCUCGAUUGUGAGUCGAUAUCGGAGGAAUCAAUUCGCAUUCUCCAGGAGAUAUCUGCUUGGCUUCGAAGAGCUACUACUCUUGUUAAUUCCAAGGAGGGUACACAAAAAUCUCACCCUCAUCUGGCUCGUCUUUUUCGGUUUCAAGGCAGUGGAGUUUCUAUGGAUGGAAAUUCUGCAUCUGGUGGUUAUCAGAUUUCGCAGUCGCUGGCUCAGUAUUGCGAAUUUAGAAAGGAUCUUAUGUGUACUAGUUUGGCUGAGCUUAGGGAAUACCAGAAGUCAUUGGAGAAGAAUACCCAAAAUGCGCGAUCCCGUUCCACAAUGGCAAGUAGUCAAUUGAGCAUCGGCACACCUGGACGUCGUCGCGGGCUAAAGGCAGUCGGAAUUGUUUGGGAUGCCAAUUCCCGACGAGGAGUUGCCAGUGACAUUCGCGAAACGGAUGAUUUGGACUCGGAACACUACAGCACUAGUCUUAGUGCCUUUCUCAUACUUACUAAUCGCGAACGACUUCUUUUGGAUCGUCUGAAUCUGGCGGCUAAUUCUCACGAAGCCCACUUCGCCUACAGUCUCAUCUGUCGCAAAGCCGUUAGCGAUCUCAUGACCGAAGGGGGAGCAUACGUUCGUCUGAUGAGCCGUGUUAUCAGUCGGAAUGAAUUCUAUAUGAUUGUCUCGCUCCUGACAAUCAUGCGUAGAUUUAUUGAUCUAUCGCCUACCAUUGUAGAAACUUUAACGACUAUCAGCAGUCUGUCUCAACCACUCACCGAUAUCGUAUGUCGCUUCCGAGCUCAAAUUAAAGUCACAUUCGAUGCCUUUUUGCAACAAGUUCAACCAGGUGCAGGGUCGUCUCAAGUUCCCCCAGAUGCCACAGUUCACGAACUUGCUUCCAAUGUAGUAUUACUCUUCCUUGAGAAGCUCUUUGAUUAUGAAGUCACAGUCGGGACGUGCUUAACUUGGGAGGAAGUGAGAAUCGCCCCUGAAAACACCUUCCAAUAUCUCACAACUGUUGGUUCCAAGCCCAAGAUGGCCAGAUCAGCUUUUGGGCAAUACAUAUUCCGCGUCACAACAUCGCUGGUCGGUAAUAUAGACAAAAAGGCGGAGGCCUAUUCAAUUGAUCUCACAAGAAUUGUCUUCCAAAUGAAUAAUCUUCGUUAUAUUCUGACGAAUCUGAAAAGUACUGGUCUACAGGCGAUUCUUGAUGAAUAUGACAACACAACCGUGGAGAAGCUCAAUAAAAUUCUCAAUGAAAGCAAGCAGGUCUAUGUUAGAGCUCAAGUCUCUUUGGGAGAUUUCUUACCUGCAGCACUUGGACGCUCUCUUCUUUACAGUAUCUCAGACACAAUUGGUCUUUCUGUGUCGAAUAAAGACGUAGGUAGCGCUAGUGGUCCAUUGCGUCGUCGUAUAAGCAGGCGUCGAACCUCAGUCCUCUCUGAGGUUUCGUUGCUAAGCGACGAGGUAGCCAGGAGGUCAUCUGUGGCUGUGAGUCCAGUCCAGGGCAAGGUGCGAUGCAUGCGCUGUAUGAAUUUGCCUUCUCUCGCUUUCGUCAAUCAGUUCUCUCAGCGUAAACAGGUAACACCUUCUCCUCUAAUCCCCUUAUUCUUAGCUUCGUUGCAUGCUCUGCUCAUUUCUCUAAGCCUGCUAAUAUUACCUUUUCUUUCUGCUACAUGUGAAGAUGGACUCGAAGGAGCGGUCUCAAAUGAAGGAUAUGUGGACUGAAUUUUGGCCUAUGUUGAAUUAAAUAUGUGUCUCGUCAAUGAACAACAGAUACUUAAUCCUCUUUUUUUCAACGUAAAUCAGGGUAUUGCAAACCUUCUGAAACAGCACUCCCAGCUCUCAAUCCCAGAUAAAGAUUUUCGUGAAGAGCUUCGAGUUUGUGUAUUGAAGGAGCUCAUUCCUCUUUACCAGACAUUCCAUGAUCGGUCUCUCCAGACGCCUUUCACCUCGCGUCGUGAAAAGUACAUCAAAAUGACGCCAGUGGAAUUUCAGACCAAGUUGAGCCAACUCUUUGGGCCAGUCCCUCAAGCUACUAAAUCUUGA